AUGGAAAGGAAGCGGGGUAAUGAAGUGAUCUCCUUUGAUAAUUACGCAAUGAUUGCGGGUUACCUUAAGGGGCCGCUCCGAUGGACGGUUCGCGAUAAUGGCCACGAGCUGGGGGCCAACACCGUUUGCGGAUAUUAUGAAACAUCUGCCGACGAGCGGAGUGAGCUAUACCCAUUAGCGGGAGACAUUAGCGAGAAGCACUCAUCGCGU
Molecule: messenger RNA, 210 nt
Organism: Iphiclides podalirius (scarce swallowtail)
Lineage: Eukaryota; Metazoa; Arthropoda; Insecta; Lepidoptera; Papilionidae
Source: the annotation of a GenBank genome assembly